This is a messenger RNA of Contarinia nasturtii (swede midge), 2292 nucleotides long. Its product is annotated as probable NADH dehydrogenase. The transcript has 7 exons. Lineage: Eukaryota; Metazoa; Arthropoda; Insecta; Diptera; Cecidomyiidae. Gene Ontology annotation, molecular function: NADH dehydrogenase activity. The record is from RefSeq and is a predicted model, not a curated record. Bases 341 to 1882 code for a protein of 513 amino acids.
UAAGUCAAAUAUGUUCACAAAGUCGCAAAAUAAGUCGUGUUUUUCCAUCUGUUACUGAAACGUGAAACUUAGAACUUAAGCCAUACGAGGAGUGCAUUUGAGCACACAUUUCAAUACACAGAAAAAAAUAUCCAAGGAAAACUAGAUGACAUGAAAUCUAGAAUUGUAUUUGUCUAUAUAAUUUCAAAAUUAACGUCGCCUUACAUUUCAUUGUGUCAAAAAUUCUCGAUUCGAUCGUCACAGACCAUCUCAAUCUACAUCUGAAGAACAUCGUCCACGAAAGUCAGCAUAGAUUCAUCAAAAACAGCCGUAAAAAAUAGCAGCAAAAACCAGUGUAAACAUGUUUUCACUUAGUAAAAAUAGAAAAAUAGUGUCUACAAUUCAGAAAUCAUUUCUCUCAAAUGGAGGACGCCGAUAUUUAUGGAAUGAAAUAGAACGUAAUAUUGAAGAUAAUAAAAAUGUCAAAAGAUAUAAUGAAAUUGUCAUACGAGGCUAUGACACGCAUUCAAAGAACCCCACAAUCUUGACUCCAAGGAGUUCUCUCACUGUGCCCAAGAUUCUGAUCGUGGGUGGAGGCUACGCAGGUUUUUACGGCGCAUGGGAGCUCGAAAAGCGCUUGCAAAAGGAUGAAGCUGACGUGACUUUAGUCGAUCCAGUGCCAUAUAUGACAUAUCAGCCAUUUCUUCCUGAAGUGGCAGCCGGCUCAAUCGAGGCUCGCCAUUCUGUUGUCGCGCAUCGUCGUCAUCUCAAACGGACAAAUGUCAUCACGGCCAAGGUCACGAAUAUCAAUCAUGCAAAGAAAGUUGCUACGAUCACUCUGCCAGAUUCUGAUAAUUCAUAUGAAUUCGCAUACGAUCAUGUAGUCAUCACUGCUGGAGCUGUAACACGUACAUUUCCGAUUCCUGGUAUAGCAGAGAACGCAAUUGGUUUGAAGACAAUCGAAGAGGCCGUGGCGAUUCGUGAUCGACUAAUGUCAAACUUCGAUAAAGCUGCAACUAUGUCUCCUGGUCCCGAGCGUGACCGUUUAUUGACUGUCAUCGUCGUUGGUGGUGGUUUUGCUGGUAUUGAGGUUUUUGCAGAGUUGCGCUCGAUGGCUUCGUCAAUCGUCGAAAAAUAUCCACAACUGAGAUUUGACGAUACACACUUUCAUCUAAUCGAGGCAUCAGGCCGAAUCAUGCCCGAAGUUUCGCUACAAACUAGCGAGUGGGUGCUUGAUGAUCUCGAGAAGCGUGGCGCCAAUGUACAUCUAUAUACUCAUUUAAAGAGUGCUGUUAAUGGAAAUGUCGAACUUUCAACUGGUGAAGUCAUCGCAAGUGACCUAAUCGUAUGGACUGCUGGUGUCAUGGCAAAUCCAACCGUCGUACGUGGUGCUGAUCUGCCUGUUGAAAAACGAGGUCGUAUUCAAACACGAGCAGAUCUACGCGUUGGCACAUCAGAAAGGUUCAUUGAAGGUGCUUGGGCGGCUGGUGACAUUUCUGCUAUUCCCGAUUACUCUGGAGAUGGAAUCGAUGGAUACUGUGUACCAAAUGCACAGCAUGCUGUGCGACAAGGAAAGCUGCUCGCCAAAAAUAUCUGUGCAGUACUACGAGGGGAAGAGCCCAUAAAUUACUUUCAUAAAAACGUUGGUGCUGUUGCUGGAUUAGGUUUGUACAAUGGUGUCUUCCAAUCUGGUAAUCUAACGCUCGUUGGUUUCAUCGCAUGGAUAGUACAUCGUGGCUACCACGGUCUCGCGAUACCCACGAUAGAACGCAAGUGGCGGGUUCUAUGUGAUUGGUGGAACAACUUUUGGCUUGGUCGCGAUCUCGUAAACUUGAAGACAGUUCAAAGUCCACGAUACAUCUUUGAAGAAUUCGCCGCCCGACCGAAGACUGUCGUGAAGUAACAGAAUAAAAUUAGAACUUUACAAGAAAUUGCUUUUAGGAUCAAUGUUACAUCACUAGAAGAUCUCGACACCAUUCAAAAACACAUUUGAAUGUGAAUUGUAUGGAAUAUAAAAUAUUUUGUAAGUUAAGUAAUGGGAUUGAAGCGUUUGAACUUAUCACACGAAGUAGAAUUUUGAUGAUAAAGCGUUUCGUGUAUGUGAUGAAAAUUCUUCGUUGUUACAAUGAAAAUGUGAUGAUUUUACAAAUAAGAUUAACAAGGACCGAAAUAAAAGAACUUGCAAUUAUUUUGAAUUGAGCAUAGUAGUUGACACUACCCUCACUUGCUUUCUAUAUCACCUGUAUAUUUUUUUUGAGCUUCACGUUCCGAGCGACAUCUCUAUGUGCUUGGCAUUGAACUCGCGAUCCAAAC